CAUAUAUAUAUCUCUUCGUCUCAUCGUUGACGUGUAUAUUCUCUCUCUCUCUCUCUCUUUCUCUUUCUCUUUCUUUUCUCUUUUCUUUCUACUUUAUUAUACGUGUGUUGGGUGCGCGUGCGCUCGCUUGUACCACCACCGAAGCGUGAGGCGGUAAAUACAACACAUUCGAAGAAGAAGGAGAAGAAGAAGAAGAGGAAAACUGAACGAAGAACGAAGAGUGAAGAAAGAAAGAAAGAAAGGAAGGAAGGAAGGAAGGAAGGAGACACGAAUGCCGAUCGCCGGUAGAGUUCUGGUUGCUGGAACCGCGGCCCAUUGCCUGUCUUCCGCCGUUGGCAUGCUUCGAUUCCUCGCCAGACUUUCAGGGAGGCGGCGACACGUGCGCCGGAGUUCUGGGCCAGGUGGAACGGCUCGUGCUGUCGAGGAAACAGAAAAAGCUGCUACGACGGCAGCGGUAGUGGCAGCAGCAGCAACAACAACAGCAACGACGACGGCGACGACGACGGCGGCGACGACGGCUGGUCCGACGACGACGACGACGACGACGGCGGCGGCGGCGGCGGUGACAGUAGCAGCAACUACGACCACGACGGCAACUACGACCACGACCGCAACGACGACGACGGCAACGACGACGACGACGAUGACGACGAUGACAACGACGACGACGACAACGAUGACGACGUUAGGAACUAAGGCAGGGGUGGUACCGGCUGCUGGAGGCAACGGCACGGUUGGAAGUGCCCUUAUGGCCAACGUGGGAUGCCAGAUGAUAGGAGGAGAAAACGGGAUAAUCGAAGAAGUUAGUUCACCGUUGCCGGAUGAAGAACUCCGUUGUUGCGACAGCACCACCGGCGGCAACGGCAGUACCACUAACAGCAGUACUGGCAGUAACAACAACAACAGCAGCAGCAGCAGCAACAACAACAACAACACCACCAACAACACAGUCAUCAUGGAUGACAAUAACAAUAAUAAUCAUCGUUACCAACAAUACUAUAGGCAUCAUCCGCUUCUUCAUCGUUCUUUUACCCAACAACAAGAUCUUCGUUGUUGUCAUCAACGUAGGAACAUUGAUGUCACGAAGCCGAUGAAGGAUGAGAAAAUGAUCGAGGAUUAUAGUCAUUUAGAAGAGAAUGAUUCUCAGGAAUAUUCGUUGUUAUCCAAUUCUCGGGAAUUAGAAGAAACGUCGUCUUGGGAUAUAGCUGACCUACGUUACCUACAUCGUCAACACCAUUUACAUUAUAGCUAUUGCCAUCAGCUUGAACAUCAGCAUCAACGUCAUUAUCGUAAUCGUCAUCAUUGUCAACACCAUCAUCGUCCACAUCAUCGACAUCAUUAUCAUCGUCAUCAGGAGUAUCAUCUACAGCACCAGGAACAACAACAACCAAAUCCACAUCAACGUCCUCAUCAUCAUCAUCAUCGUCAUCAUCAUCGUUAUUAUCAUCAUCAUCAUCUCGACGACUUACAACAACGUCUUCGGAAGGAACGAAGGCGAGAAAAUGUUGUCUCUCCUUCUUCCUCUUCCUCCUCUUCCUCCUCCUCCUCUUCCUCCUCCUCCUCCUCCUCCUCGACGACGAUGACGACGACAACGACGACGACGACGAUGGCAACCACUAUCAUCACCGGCAACAGCACCAGUACCGGUACCACCUCUUCUUCCUCCUCCACCUCGUCGUCACCUAUCAUCCCUCUCGUCCGACCUGAAGAUAGUAACACGUCCAGGAGUGUCACUGCCAUGACGAAAGGAUGCAGGAUUCCACCGUACCUCGCUACGUUACUCAUCAUCUCUUACACCCUCUUCGGUAUCACAGAUGCCUGUUCGUCGCGGUCAACGCCAAAACCACGACCACCAACGCCGACACCUCGGCCAAAUAUCACAUUCCACAUGUAUACGUGUCCUCCGGAUUAUGCGGAGUGGUACUGCCUAAACGGUGCCACGUGUUUUACCGUCAAAAUCGUCGAUUCCCUCCUCUAUAAUUGCUUAUGUGCUAAUGGCUAUAUCGGACAGAGAUGCGAGUUCAAAGACUUGGAUGGUUCCUAUUUACCUUCUCGUCAACGUGUAAUGUUGGAGACGGCAAGUAUCGCCGGUGGUGCGACGAUAGCAGUGUUUCUCGUCGUUAUCAUUUGCAUAGCAGCUUAUAUACAUUGUAAAAGAAAGCAAAAGGAAUUGCGAACAAGCAGUAACUGCUUCGACACGGUGGAUGGACCCGGUCGAGAUCCGGAGCUGAGGCCGUUUAGCAACCGCAGCCGCUCCCUUAUGAUCUACAUGGCCAAGAAUCCUCCCAACAGCUCGGCAACAAUUGAGCAAACAAGAAUGCCAGGAUGGAACAGAGUAGAAACGAUGGAAUCGAUGAGAAUGGCAUCUAUAAGCGAGAGCAAACGUUCGAGCCAAUAGCCAAGAUCAAACUCGUGUCGGCAAAAGAAGAAGAUCUACGAUGAUAAGUCGUGGAAGAUUAAUUAUUGCCGAUACGUCGAUCGCCAACAGAAAUAUCCAUCUUCCGACAUUAUUAUCAAUCGUUGUUGUUGUUGUCGCCGUCCGAACUACGAAGCUCGACGAAAACGAAUAAUAGAAUCGUCCAAAAAAAAAUCAUCGUUAUCAUCAACAUUAUCUUCAACAUUAUCUUCAUCUUCAUCGUCAUCGUCAUCGUUCUCAUCAUCAUUAUCGUCGUCAUCGUCAUCAACAUCGUCAUCGUCUAAGCUUGCUAACUUUUCUAGAGUUACGUCUGUACUUGUACGUUUCGCAUCGUUCCUUUCAUUUCACGAAGAUAUACGGCCCUGAGAUAACCGAAAUAUUUAACGCAAUGCCGACGAACAAAAACAUUUUUUCUUAAUACCAUGUGAAAUACGUUCGAACAAAGGAUAGAAAAAAUGAAAUAUAUAUAUAUAUAUAUAUACAUCUAUAUAUAUAUAUGAAAAACAUAGAGACAAUGAGAGGAAGAGAAAGAGUAUUUCUUUCGUUAAAAAGAUAUACUUGAUAAUACUUGUUCCAACGUAUUUCUUCUAAUAUUAUAUUUUCGUGAAACGGCUAGGCUGAAUAUGGUGCUAACUACGUGAACACGACUUCUUCACAAUCGCUUCUUUUUUUUUUUUUGUUUUCCUUAUUUUUUUUUUUUUUUAUUAUUUCUUUUUCUUUUUUUGUGUGUUUAUUUAUUUUACUUCAUUUUAUCUUCCUUUUUUCUCUAAUUUUUUUUCAAGACAUUCCUAUAAAAUAAAAAAAUAAUAAUAAAUUGUUCCCUCGAUAUGCCUCCAUUUUUGGAUUUAACAAGAUACUAAUUUAAUAAUGAACACACUUUCUGGUCUGUGUA
This is a messenger RNA of Vespula pensylvanica (western yellowjacket), 3308 nucleotides long. RefSeq names its product myb-like protein A. The coding region runs from base 272 to 2398 and encodes 708 amino acids. Lineage: Eukaryota; Metazoa; Arthropoda; Insecta; Hymenoptera; Vespidae. The record is from RefSeq and is a predicted model, not a curated record. Gene Ontology annotation, biological process: epidermal growth factor receptor signaling pathway. The transcript has 7 exons. Gene Ontology annotation, molecular function: epidermal growth factor receptor binding; receptor ligand activity.